AUGGAGCAGUACACUACCGCCACCACAUCUACUGGGGAACAGAUAGUGGUUCAGUCUGCUGCUGGGCAGAUCCAACAGGUAAGGAAGUGUAUGUAUGUAUGUAUGUAUGUAUGUAUGUAUGUAUGUAUGUAUGUAUGUAUGUAUGUAUGUAUGUAUGUAUGUAUGUAUGUAUGUAUGUAUGUAUGUAUGUAUGUAUGUAUGUAUGUAUGUAUGUAUGUAUGUAUGUGGCGUGUUUGUGUAUUGGAAGGGAGUUAAGAGAAAUGUACCUACGUAAGAAUGUUAAUGCCAUGAGUUUGGGCUAGGUUGUAGCUUUAUUCAUUGUGUGGUAAAAGUGCCUGGGCAUUGGCCAUAGUAGCUAGGUGUGUUAACUACCUUCAGCGCCUACUGAAGAUAGUAUCUUCUGGCCAGGGGAGUUUUGUCAAAGACUCCAGCCACCCUAGUCAUAGACUGUUCUCUCUGCUACCGCACGGCAAGCGGUACCGGAGUGCCAAGUCUAGGUCCAAAAGACUUCUCAACAGCUUCUACCCCCAAGCCAUAAGACUCCUGAACAGCUAAUCAUGGCUACCCGGACUAUUUGCACUGCCCCCCCACCAUCCUUUUUACGCUGCUGCUACUCUGUUAAUUAUUUAUGCAUAGUCACCCAACUCCUGAGUGGCGCAUUGGUCUAAGGCACUGCAUCGCAGUGCUAACUGUGCUACUAGAGAUCCUGGUUCGAAUCCAGGCUCUGUCGCAGCCGGCCGCGACCGGGAGACUCAUGGGCGGCGCACAAUUGGCCCAGCGUCGUCCAGGGUAGGGGAGGGAAUGGCCGGCAGGGAUGUAGCUCAGUUGAUAGAGCAUGGCGUUUGCAACGCCAGGGUUGUGGGUUCGAUUCCCACGUGGGGCCAGUAUAAAAAAAAAAAUAUAUAUAUAUAUAUAUAUGUAUUCACUAACUGUAAGUCGCUCUGGAUAAGAGCGUCUGCUAAAUGACAAAUGUAAAAAUGUAAAUGUAACUCUACCCACAUGUACAUAUUACCUCAACUAGCCGGUGCCCCCGCACACUGCACCGGUACCCCCCUGUAUAUAUAGCCUCCCUACUGUUAUUUUAUUUUACUUCUGCUCUUUUUUUCUCAACACUUUUUUUGUUGUUUUAUUUUUACUUUCUUUGUUAAAAAUAAAUGCACUGUUGGUUAAGGGCUGUAAGUAAGCAUUUCACUGUAAUGUCUGCACCUGUUGUAUUCGGCGCAUGUGACCAAUAAAAUGUGAUUUGAUUUGAUUUUGUUAAGCGCCCCAACACUCGUUCUGAACGUUAAAACGCAUCUCUUGCAGUAUGGUUUUGGAAACAUAAGGAACAUAUCAGCAAGAAGUAAAAUACAUUUAAAAAAAGGUUAAAUUACUACACCUUUUAUAGGGUUAGUGUUCCCACGUGGCUAUAUCUCCAUGUUACAGCGCUUCUUUACAGAAUACAGACGGAAGACGGAGGCGGCCACCUGUGCUUAUUAGCUAUCUAGCGUGCUCGGAACACCUGUGUGUAAGAGGUUCGUCAAUUUGAGGCACACACAGUUUAUGGAUCUGUGUAAAACUGCUACAGUAAGUGUAUUUUUUAUUUGAAAGAUUAUUUAUCGCUGAUAUGAAAGAUUAUGGGCAUAUCAGCAUGUUUCGAAAACCGUUUCCCAAGCGAUGAUUAUUGACAUUUUUAAACUUUAAAACACAGUGUCAGAAUUUUAGUUCACACGCAGCCAACCGUGGAUGACGCUAACUGCUGAAAACCAUACGGAUCAGGGUUUUAGAGAGCUGUGUGCGGGUGUAGUUUUGUCUGUGACACUGAUCUCUGGCCCAGGGCACAGUGACUGCGGUGCAGUUGCAGGCUGAGCCCAAGGCAGCCACUUGCACAGGCCAACACGUUCAGACACUCCAGGUAGUGGUGGGACCGCUGAGCCCCUACCAUGUCCCUACCCCAUUACCCAGCUUGUCUCCCUGCUGGUGAUGCUUUGACUCAUAACCCGCAGUCCCCGCGGUUAUAUCCGCGAGGUGUGUGGGUUUAGGAUCAUACAAAUAUUGUGUGGCUGAAGGGUGGCAGGCAGGUUGAAUAAAGAGAAAACAACACCUUAAAAAAUUCAAAGGUAUCAUUCUUGUGCAAUUUACUUUGUAUAGGCUACAUUGAGGUUUUUCAUUCAUUAUUUUAGGCUAUCUGGCAUUAGUGUGUAUGCCUAAGCUUUAGGGCCUAACUGUAAGCGCGCCAAAUAGCCUACACGUCAGUCGCCAAAUGCUUUUGGGAACUGGCAGAAAAAGUUAACGUCGAUCCACAGAGGCAAAAAGGACUAUCUCUGAGUUUAAUUCAAUAAGAGAAAAGCUGCAAAAUGGAGAGUUUAAAAUAAAGAGAAGGGAGGGACAGAAAAGUUAUGUUUGGGAAAGAUUUGGUGAAGUGGUAAAAGAGGAAGAUAGCAGCAUAUGUUAUGUGUGAUGAUUGUGAAGCGAUAUACAAAUUCGACAGUCAAAAGACGGGACUUCAAAUAGGCCUAUGGCACAUCAAGGGAACUGUAGCCUACUGUUCAGAUGGGUUAAAUGGAAACUGAAAUCUGGACACUGACUGUAGGUCUAUAACCUCUCACAUAGCCUUAAUAUGAACUCAAUUUCUUGCAGUAAAAUGAUACACCAAAUGUAGGCUACGUUUGGAGAAAGUGGAGAAAUAUGAUUUCAUUCUUUCAGCAUCUUGAGAGAAUGUGAUUGCGCAGUUAGAUACGGUCUGUAGAGGUUCUGGCUUUAUCAGCAUCAUAAAAGUUGAUAGUAUUUCGACCACAUAAAAUAUGCAUCCAAGCCAAACUGAAAUCUUAUCAGGAACAUGUUGGGUUGUUUUGACAGGUUUCUAUUUCCUUACAACUGGUCAAACUGAUGUCAUAUGGACAUUUUGCACGGAAAAUCUUUUCAGUUUUUUUUUGUUAUUGCAUUUUCUCUCCAGUCCCUAAACGUCUUUGCUCCACGAAAUAACUUUACCGAUGUCAACUAGAUUGAAGCAUACAUUCUAUCGAUUUAUGACAUUAUUCUGGUGAGCAAGGGUUUAUUUAGUCUUCUAGGGAAACAUUUAAUGACAGAAGAGAAGCUGCAUUAUAAUUAUAGACAAGUUGACUAACAAAUAGCCUACCAAAAUGUUGGAAAUUAUAAGCAGAAACAUAUCUAAAUCAGGCAAAAAAAAAUCCUGAACCCCCUGUCAAAAAAUAGUUCUGAAAUCUCUGACUGUAGGCUACAGAGCAUUUUUUUAAAUGCGGGUUAGAUAUUAUAUAUUAGCGGGUAUAUAAAUAUUAGCGGGUUAGAUUCGGGUGUGGACCGCAGAUUUUCACCUUAUCACAUAUAGUUGGGUGGAUGGGUUAUUAGCAAUUGCGAGCGGGUGUGGGUGAACAAACCGCUGACCCGCGUACCACUACUCCCUGCAUGUCCCCUCAUCAUAUACUCUAGCCCCUGGGCCUCACUGCUACACUACAGCCACCUGUGAUCGUAGUGUCAUCAUGAGUUGCUGUCAGCCAGGCUGCAAAACUCCAUGCAUGUCACUCCAAUAUCAAUCAUGUUGUCUGCAUUGUCAAUGGUGUUAUUCUCACAUUGUCCAACAGGUGGUACAGUUAUACCACAAUCAAGUCAUGAAUCCUAUGAUAUGUGUAUUAUUUUGUAACCUACUACAAUAUUCUGAGCGGCAUAACAUUCUCUCCUUGCUGGGUUUAUGAUUGACCAGACUCCUACAUUGCUUUUUCAAAUCUCAAGUAAAUAUCCAGGUGAAUAUAGCAUACACUGAAAUUACAGUAUGCUCAGACCCUAUUACGAUUCCCUUCUUGUCAUUUGUGUUUUCGUGUGCGCUCAUUCAGCAUCUUGUGGAGAUCAAACUAGCUCCAAGAAAAGGUUCAUUGACUAUCACAGCACCAUGUUGAUCUUUUUGUGGCCCUCUGGCCUGUUUUGUUCUGUAACUGUUCCUCAAGGCUACAGGGUUGUCUGUCUGUGGUCAACAUGUGCUGCAUGGAAGCUCUGCUGUGGCACGUAGAAUGAUCAUUAUGCAUUGUUGCAGUUCCACUAGAGAUAUCUUGAAUUAACCUCACUCUCCUUUCCUGUCCAUGUCUCUUUUACAUUCUGCCACCUUCCUUUUUCCUGUCUCUUUCACUCCUUCCUUCCUCUCUCUCUCCCAGGUGCAGGGGCAGCCUCUGAUGGUGCAGGUGAGCGGUGGUCAGCUCAUCACCUCGUCGGGCCAGCCCAUUAUGGUCAUGGGGGGGCAGGGGGGGCAGGGGCAGACCAUCAUGCAGGUGCCAAUGUCUGGAGCUCAGGGGCUCCAACAGGUGACUGAACUGUUGUACUACUGUACACCACACCUAUCUGAAAGCUAGCAAAUAUGCCUCUCUAACAAGAUAUUACUGAACGAGAUAUGAUAAAGCAGACUGGCUGAUUAAGACUGUCCUGCUCUCUGCUGUAGAUCCAGCUUGUGCAGCCGGGUCAGAUCCAGCUCCAGGGGGGACAGACUCUACAGGUUCAGGGUCAGCAAGGCCAGACCCAGCAGUUCAUCAUUCAGCAGCCCCAAACUGCUGUGACCGCAGGACAGAACCAGGUAUAGACACACACUCUUUAUACAAUAUUUGGGUCUACAAUGGAACACAUUUACGUAGUUUCCAUUGUUUAGUUGAGGCCCACUUGUAAUUUUUGAUGUAAAGAGCUGUAAUCCAUAAAACAUUAUGGACACCAUAGAAACCCACCACAUUGUGUGGUGGAUAACUGGCUGGUAAUGAUUAUUGAUGUUUGUUUCUCAGGGCCAGCAGCAGAUUACAUUGCAGCCGGGGCAGCAAGUGGCUCAGACUGCAGACGGCCAGACCAUUGUGUACCAGCCAGUCAACGCUGAUGGCUCCAUUCUACAGCAAGGUAACACGUUCACACUCAUAGCUGGGAUCCUUACAUUGUCUUGAUGGAUGAUUAGUGUGCUGGCUAUUGUUCCCUCCUUUUGAUUAUCAGCUGAUUUAGAACUGAAUCAGUUAUGUGUGGCUGUAUGCAAAGUGUUUCACAUUCCACUCUUCUGGAGCAAUAAUCUAUGAUAACAGAUUUUUACUUAACCCUUGUGCGGUUCCCUCAGGUAUGAUCACCAUCCCUGCCUCUAGUCUGGCUGGUGCUCAGAUCGUACAGGCAGGGAACAGCACCAACACAACCAACAGUAGUCAGGGUACAGUGACCGUCACACUGCCUGGGAACAUGGUCAACGCAGGCGGCAUGGUCAUGGUAAGGUCCCUAGUGAGAUUAAUACAGACCUGUUGGCAUGCAUGUGUGUAUGCUAUGCAUCAGUCUGACCCGUGUGUGUAUGUGUUAGAUGGUUCCUGGUGGCGGUGGCACUGUGCCCACCAUGCAGCGUAUCCCCCUGCCGGGGGCAGAGAUGCUGGAGGAGGAGCCUUUGUACGUCAACGCUAAGCAGUACCACCGCAUCCUGAAGAGACGGCAGGCCCGCGCCAAGCUGGAGGCAGAGGGAAAGAUCCCCAAGGAGAGGAGGGUGAGUGCCUGUGUGAGCACGAGUAGAUGUGUAUAUGUGUGAGGAAGAGGAAAUGGUGUGGGCAAUAAAGGAUGUGUUUUUGUUGAGUGUUUAUGUGCUUGUCUGUGAGUGUGGUUUUACUCGUCCCUCAGAAAUACCUGCACGAGUCUCGUCACAAGCACGCCAUGGCGAGGAAGAGGGGUGAUGGCGGACGCUUUUUCUCGCCGAAGGAGAGGGAGGAGAUGGCUCUGGCCAUGCAGGUGAGGAGGGCUCAGGGCGCCCUCAAACAAGAGGACGUGUUCGGAGGUCUUGAACUCAACUCUAAUUGGCAAUCUACUUCUGUUGCCUCCCUCAGCUAACCAACAAGUAGCAGCCAUUUCCACCCCUCACUCUGUCACAUGUCCACUGCAGCCAUUAAUUUCCCCUGCAGUCUUAAAACAGUCAUCCUUGCUAUCUUUGUAUGUUUUUAUUAUAUCGGUUACCUCAUAAUUUUAUAUCAAAGAAUAGUAUUGUUUUUUACAAGUUAUGUAUUUUUUCAGUAUAUAAAGGGGGUUGCUUUUAUAUGCGGGCAUAUUUUUAAAAAACAUUAAAGAAACAAACAUUUUUUGUUAUUUUGAGGUAUUGCAGCCACUUGAUUCCUAACCACCUCUCUGGCAAACCAUGCUGAGUUCUAAAGCUUGUUCUUUUACAUAGAGCUGUACAUACUGACCAUAGGAGGCUGCUGAGGGGAGAACGCCUCAUAAUAAUGUCCAGAACAGAGCAAAUAUAAUGGCAGCAAACACCUGGAAACCAUGUGUUGGAUGUAUUCGUUACCGUUCCACCAAUUCCGCUCCAGUCAUUACCACGAGCCCAUCCUCCCCAAUUACGGUGCCACCAACCUCCUGUGAUACUGACUUAGUAAAAUGUUCUCCAAUGUCAUUUGAAAUGUGUUUUUACUUUGUGUGAGCUCUUGUUGCAAACUGAAGAAUGUUUGAAUGUUAAUGUUGUUGUUUUUGUCCAGUGUUGCUUCCUUGCUGUGUUGUCUUGUUGAGCUUGUACCAUGUUGUAGUGUAAACCUCUCUGCUAACACCUGUGUUCAUUUAACAGCUGCAGGGCUAGGAUGGGAGUGGUUUAAAGGUACUGUAUGAAUUUAACACAAGAUCACUAUAAAAAAAUAAAAAAUAAUCCUAACCUUUGUCAAUGCUGCUUCAUAUUAUGAAUGUCUUGGAUCAGACCCACCCUUCAAUGUAGGAUGAUUUAUCCUAUUAUCCUAAUUUUAAAUAUUAAACAUGGUGCUAUACAUCCAACCAUCCUUGGAGAAAGAGCAAGACACACCAACGCUGAGCAUUCAGUAUUUAUACACCCAUUAAGCCUGAAUUUGCAGCAGUUUUAUUUAUGCCCACACAAGGUUUAUUGGGAAGUUGGUAAUGGCUAACCACAUGUAACAGAUUAAGAGGCCAUGUGUGUGUUUUCUGUGUAUAGUGUUUGUGUAUGAUUCCUGUUUCUGUUUUCUAUUAGUUUUUAUGAUUGCUGCCAUUUUUCUGACACUGCCACCUGUCUCAUUGUCCAUCAUACACAUUUGUGAUGUGUGUGUAUACGAUUAAAAAUGUCUCUUUCUGUUGGUAUUGUUUUUAAUAUGAAUAAAGACCUGGCUUUCAAUGUUUUUUAAAUAUUUUUUUAACAUUACGGAAAAUCUGUGUUCACUAAACAAAAAACUAUUCAAAACUAUAAGAUGUUUGAAAAUGAUGGAUCUGAUAAAUUAAUAAAAUAUGAACCAGUUACUUGUAACAGCACUUCAGCACAUAAAUUAAUCCCUAUCUAAGACAUAAAACUGUGUAGCUCCUUUAGGCCUCUUGGUAUGAUGGGAAAAUGCAUUUUGACCAAUAACGUAGUAUCACCUCCCAGACCAAAUCCUAACAAACAUUAGUGAGCAUUUAGAUUAUGGUAUUGUCUGAUUGAAAUCUAACCCCCAGACUGGAUUAUACUACACUUUAGCUGCUUAUACCUGGGAGAGGCUCAUGUUGUUGUGGCAUGGUCAUUAAGCAGGCUGACUGACCAUUCCUCUUCCUCCAGGUACAGGCGGACCAACAACAUGCUGGAGAGGAGGCAGUCUGGCAGGUGAUCCGUGUGUCAGAACCUCUAGAAGCCCUGUGAGACGUGUGUUUGCUCAUGUGUUUGUCUCUCUGUGAGAAUGGUGGUGGGGGGUGGAAUAAGAUCAGAUGUCCCACACAUCAACCAGUGCUUUCCAACCAGUCCCAAGCGGCCCAAGUUCCCUGCCCAGAAGCCUGGUAGAGAGCAGGACAGACUGGGUGAAGAAGUUGCCAGCACACAGAGAUACUGCACAUACAGAUACUGUACAUCUUUCAAUGUCUCACUAUAACCAUGGUAACACUGGAGAACAAUUGGGCCCUUCUGGAGGAAGUGUCUUACAAAAAAGAUCAGCACAAGUUCUACAAGAAAGUUCCUUCCAAAGCAACCUUUACUUGUUUCAUGUCAGUUACUUUUAUCUCUGGAUGUGCCACAAGAACUUGAUCAAAAAACGCACAAUCCUAUAGGCCACAAGUCCAAAGUGGUUAUGAUAACCCUCUUCCUUUCCUGAUGCUCUUGAGAAAUAUGAAACUGUAGUUUCUCCUUUGUACAGAUAAAUUGUGUCCUCUGGUUCUUGAUGAUAUGUAACUAUCAUCACUUAUUUUAAGGCUUUUUCAGACGUGUUUUUGUAUCCUGUGGUUAUUCCAUUUGAAAAGGGCAAUAAUCAAAUGCUUAAUAUUACCUGAAUCAGUUUUUUUAAAAUCUUGGGUUGUAACAGUCUUGUAAGAAUGUAGAUGCUUUUUAAAGGAAACAGCAUUAGCAAAUGUUCUGUAUAUGUGUUAAGAACGCCUCUGAAAAUACAAUGAAUACAUUUUCCAACUUCCAACAUAUUUUGUAUUGGAAUUAAUAUUGCCAGAACUGUACUGUACACAUACACAUACACACUGCAUGAUUUAAAAAAAAACUUUAAAUCCAUA
Molecule: messenger RNA, 8445 nt
Organism: Coregonus sp. 'balchen'
Lineage: Eukaryota; Metazoa; Chordata; Actinopteri; Salmoniformes; Salmonidae
Source: the annotation of a GenBank genome assembly